Anopheles merus is the source of this 821-nucleotide messenger RNA. It is a transcript of the gene mRpS26, whose product is annotated as probable 28S ribosomal protein S26, mitochondrial. Lineage: Eukaryota; Metazoa; Arthropoda; Insecta; Diptera; Culicidae. Bases 102 to 749 code for a protein of 215 amino acids. Gene Ontology annotation, cellular component: mitochondrial small ribosomal subunit. The transcript has a single exon. The record is from RefSeq and is a predicted model, not a curated record.
GUCAUUUGCUCAGAUGUCUGCUGCUACUGAAGUAGUGUUAUUUAAUACCAUAACCGUAUCAACAAACGUGUCUCGGCUCUGCCGACAGAGGAAAUAUAAUUAUGAUGGCUAAUAUAGCGACAACUUUGUCCGGUGUGUUCACAAAGCCAAGAGCACUGGCUCUGCUUCAAUACACCACAGUUCGAUUUCGACGAAAACCACGUUGGCUCGGUACAGCCAAAAGCAAACUGUUCCGUGUGCCGGAGCGCAAGAAACAGAUUGAGGAAGAGAUUGAAGAGCUAAAAAGAUUGCACAAUAACUAUCGCACGCAGAUGAAAGCGGUACGAAACUUCUUGCGCGAUGAAGUAGAGGCAUACAAGCUAGUUUCACGUGCCGGUUUAGUUCUCCAAACCCCGGAGGAAGAGGAAGCAGAAUGGCAGGAAGCAUUGCGCAGGAACGAAGAAUGGAACCGGCAAACUGCUGCCAAACGCGAAGAGCGGUUGGCUGCAGAACGAUCAGCUCGUAAGGAGUACAUUCUUGAAAGGCUUUUGCUGAAAGAGCAAAGAGAAAUGGACAAAAAGGAGCAAAUCGAAGCGAAAGUACGCAUAGAAAAGGAGCUAUCGAAAACAUUUAUCACGCGUGACAACAUCGACAAAGCGAUCGAGCUAGCCCUGGUACAACCAACGUCGUAUAACUUUGCUUUGGAUCGCGAAGGAAACCUCCAUCGUUCUACAGACUCUUCUACAAAAGAAAAAGGUCAAGAGCACUAGGGUUGCCAUCUAGGAUCGUAUAUUUCAUGUAGCAUUCUUGAAUAAAUAUUCCCAGUCGGGGGAUGCGUUCAA